Messenger RNA from Alternaria hordeiaustralica, 606 nucleotides. RefSeq lists its product as uncharacterized. The coding region runs from base 1 to 606 and encodes 201 amino acids. The record is from RefSeq and is a predicted model, not a curated record. The transcript has a single exon. NCBI's taxonomy places the organism in Eukaryota, Fungi, Ascomycota, Dothideomycetes, Pleosporales, Pleosporaceae.
AUGUCUGGGGCUGAGGGUGAAACCGAAGCCGACGUUGAGCGCGCACGACGAGCCUCAACACCACCACCGCAUGAGACCUCGUCUGCAUUUGUUGAUUGGCCUACGGGCAUGGACUCUUCACUUCUCUCGCCAAUCCAGCGCACGGUUGAGGAUGAGGACGAAGACGAGGCUGAGGAAGAGGAAGUGGGUGAGGAUGAGGAUGAAGAGCUUCCCCUCCCAUCCUCCGAUACACCACUACCACCCAAUGAUGAGGAUGAAACCUCAUCAGGUCUCUCGUCUCCACCACUAUCAAUGUCAUCGCCAUCAUCACCAACACCAUCAUCACCAUCAUCACCAUCACCAUCAUCACCAUCAUCACCAUCAUCACCAUCACCCAAGAAGCGCAAGCCGAAGAAGCGCAAGACGGCCGCACAGAAGGUUGCGCUGUGGAAAGCAAAGCAGGCUGCUGCGGAUGUCACCAAAGCGACGCGCAGUAACGUCGACAGGGGUUUAGCCACGCUGGACUUGAGGAAGUGGGUUGGUCAUGAUGGCGCUGCCGAGAUUCGGGUGAAGAGAGUGGGUGAGGAUCUGGCGAAGGGUGUUGGAAAGCGACGUCGUCGCCGUUGA